Penicillium cinerascens is the source of this 2400-nucleotide messenger RNA. RefSeq lists its product as uncharacterized. The transcript is spliced from 3 exons. The coding region runs from base 1 to 2400 and encodes 799 amino acids. NCBI's taxonomy places the organism in Eukaryota, Fungi, Ascomycota, Eurotiomycetes, Eurotiales, Aspergillaceae. Gene Ontology annotation, cellular component: cytoplasm; nucleus. The record is from RefSeq and is a predicted model, not a curated record.
AUGUUUAUGCUCCGCAAUGUGGGAAAAAUGAUCUUUGGUGAUACUUCCAAAGAAUCAAUCAUCGAAAUUCCCCAGGGUCAACUGUAUCUGGUCCGCCCGCUGUCUCCCAAGGGCUUCUCCGAGCUCAUCUUCAAGGACGCCGCUGCGACCAUCCGCCGGACUGGCCAGGAAUACCAAUACCAACUUGUGAUUCAGAGAGCCUACGAAGAAGGCGAGGAGGAUCUUGCGGAGGACGAGGACGAGCAAGGUGCUGGGGAUAUUCUGGACAAAGACGAGAAGGUUUUCUUGCUGGACCAGAGCCUGCACUUCCGCUCCGAAGUCCGUGAGGGUGGUACCAAGAUUCUUGCAUGGGAUGAUCUCAGUGGUGACGAGGGCGACCUCUUUGAGUUCAUCUGUGACCCUUCGGUUGCAUCUGAGAAAGUUGCGACUUUCGAGAUUGCUGCUCUGCAAUGUCAGUACGAGCGCAAGUUCCGGCGCCCAGGCCAGCAAGCGACCGAGGCAGAGCUGCAGGAAUUCUCCUACCAAGAGGAAAAGCCCAUUCCCUCUGCCAGCCCUCUCGCAUCCCCAACGAUGAAGUCGCCGACAUCUGGAGACUCAGCUGCCGCGAUGGCGGAAGAAGUCAAAUAUGCCCAAUCCAAGGGCAAGGGCAAGGGCAAGGGCAAGCCAGAUGAAAUCUACGAAACUCCUACGGCUGCCCCGCCGUCUACCCCUGCGCCCGAGAGCAAGGAACAACUUGCGAAGGAGACUGCCGAGCUCCAUCUCUAUGAUUUCUCCACCGGAACGUUUAUUAUGCAAGAUGACGGCGUGGUCGCAACUGUGUCAGAAGUUGGCAGCUGGCAGUAUUGGCUGCAGAUCAGCGGCAACGACAAGGACUGGAUGGGUCAAGCCGUUGUCGCAGAUAUCAAUCCGGUCUUCAACUUUGAAUACAUUUCAUUCAUCUUCAAUCAGUUUGCUCAAGAUGGCUCGGUUUACUCUUGGCUGCUUCGCUUCAAGGACCAGGCCUCUCUGGAGCGUUUUCAGCAAGGUAUCAUGCAGGCCCUGUGGGAACAGCUCAACGAGCUGAAGUGGACCAAGGCCAAGGAAUCUGACCGCGAUUACGUUCUUGAGGCAUUCCAAGAUCUCACUAUGGAGGAUGCACCCGAUAUGCCCGAGGAGGAAGAGGAAGAGGCAGAGUCCGAGGAUGAGUCCCAAGAUGAUGGCCAGCGCAGCGAGCACUACGACAGUGACGAGGAGGAAGAGGAUGUUCAGCUUAAGGAUGCAGAUGGCAACGUGAACUCUCAGCUGGCCGUAGGCUUCAAGAACGACCGUUCGUUUGUUGUUCGUGGCUCGAAGAUCGGUGUCUUCAAGCACACCACCAACAACAACCUUGAGUUCUCUACCAAUAUUUCCAAGGUGGAGACACCCAAGGGCAAGCUCUUCAGUCCUAAGAAAGUCAUGCUUCAUGCAGAGGACCGCAACUUGAUUCUCCAGAAUGGGGAUGACCCCAACUCCCUCUUCCGGAUGGAUAUUGAAACCGGCAAGGUUGUCGAUGAGUGGAAGGUUCACGACGACAUUAAGGUGGAAACCUUUGGUCCUGAGAGCAAAUUCUCUCAACUGACUGCAGCCCAACCAUUCGUCGGCGCGUCCUCCAAUGCUUUGUACCGCAUUGACCCCCGUGUCUCCGGCAACAAGAUGGUCGACGCGGAUCUGAAGCAAUAUGCUAGCAAGAACGACUUCUCCGCUCUGGCCACAACUGAGAAGGGCUACAUUGCUGUUGCAUCGAACAAGGGUGACAUCCGCAUGUUCGACCGCCUCGGCAUCAACGCCAAGACGCACAUCCCUGCCCUUGGUGAAGCCAUAAUCGGUCUGGAUGUAUCUGCGGAUGGACGCUGGGUGCUUGCGACAUGCCGCACCUAUCUCCUCCUGAUUGAUGCUGAGCAGAAGGACGGAAAGAACGAAGGCAAACUUGGGUUCGAGAAGCCUUUCUCCAAGGACUCGAAGCCUCAGCCUCGCCGUCUUGGCCUGCAGCCCGCCCAUGUCGCACAAUUCCAGCACGAGACCAAGCAGCCGCUGUCCUUCACCCAAGCGCGCUUCAACACCGGUGUGGACUCCGAGGAAACGUCCAUCAUCACCUCCACCGGCCCCUUCAUCAUCACCUGGAGCAUGAAGAAGGUCCUUGCUGGCCGCAAGGACCCGUACACCAUCAAGCGCUACGAGGAGAACGUCAUGGCCGACAACUUCCGAUUCAACUCCGACAAGAACGUCAUCGUUGCCCUCCCCAACGAGGUCAACAUGGUCGCCAAGCGCAGCUUCCAGAAGCCCACUCGCGAGAGUAUCGCUGGACCCGUGACUCCCGCCCGCAAGAGCGGCGGCAGAUGGAGCAACCUCAGGAAGGAGGAUAUUGUCAACUCGCCAUACUAG